AUGUCUCAGCACACGCUCCCCACAACAACGGAUACCGCUGCCAAUUACCUUGUCCCCAACACUCCACAGUCCAAAUCCCCAGCAUCCCCCUCCACCUUCACCACUCACCCAGCCCUCACACCCUACCAGAUCCCCUCUUCUGGCUACCUAGCCGCCCACCCCACCAUAACCUACAACAACCAAGCCUUCCCCAUCCGCCACCUCGCCGUCGGCGCCAUAGUAAUCACCCCACCGGCAACCACAACCACAUUCCCAGCCCCAACCCUUCAACCACCGCCCAGCUCAACCUCAACCUCAUCUUCACCACCACUUGAACCCACACCCAAAGUCCUCCUCCUCCGCCGCGCCCCAACAGACAGCAUGCCCAACCUCUGGGAAGUCCCCGGCGGCGCCGUCGACCCCACCGACCCCACCAUCCUGCACGCCGUCGCGCGCGAGCUCUUCGAGGAGAGCGGCCUUACCGCGGCACACGUGGGGCCCAUCGUUGGCGGCACCGCAUCUCGAGAUCCAGCUUGCAGCGACGAGGGAGCGCCGGCCCAAGUCUUCCUCACGCGCAGUGGGAAUCUGGUCGGGAAGUGGCAUUUCUUGGUUGGGGUGCGGGAGGUGGACAUGAGUGGCGUGAGGUGUGAUCCGGAGGAGCAUAGCGCGUUUGUGUGGGCGACCGAGGCGGAGGUGGAGGGCGGUGUUGUUGCAGGGGGUAAGAUGGAAAUUCCGUUCACGACAAGGGAUCAAAGGAGGGCGGUGCUGGAGGGAUUCCGCGUCUGGCGGGCUGUGGGGGCACAGGCGCAGGCGCAGGACCAGGACCAGGACCAGGAAGCACCGGCGUUAGGGAAAUAA
Molecule: messenger RNA, 837 nt
Organism: Cyphellophora europaea CBS 101466
Lineage: Eukaryota; Fungi; Ascomycota; Eurotiomycetes; Chaetothyriales; Cyphellophoraceae
Exons: 1
Coding region: 1-837 (278 amino acids)
Source: RefSeq, a predicted model, not a curated record